AUGAUUUAGUAGUCUACUUAAUAAAAUAAUUUAAACAAUAGAUAGUCUAAUUUGAAAAUAAAUGAGUAAAAUAACUAAACAAGUAAUUAAAUGUUUGCUAAAGGAAGCUAAGUGUACGGAUAAACGCCAGGAGGAAUGUCUGAAAUUAGAAACAUUUAAAAUAAUAGAACGCCAUAAGGUUUUGACUAAGAAUACUAUAGUAGUAAUCAACAAUAUUAAUAUUAGCAAAGUUAGUAAGGGCUCUACUCACAAUGGGAUGAUACAAAAAAUAACUAAUUUAUUCAAUAAACUCCUAAUGCUUAGAUAAAUAAUUAAUAUAAUAAUUAGAAGUAAAAAAAUGAUAGGAUCUAAUAGGAUUAUAAUCAAGAUAGAUUUUAAUAACAGUAGUUAAAUUUAACUUAAAGCCAUAACAUUUACAAGGAUUAUCCUCCUGAAAACAAUCAAACAUAAUUUUAUAAAUAAAGUAAUUAUUAAUAGAAUCCAAGUUAAUAAAUGGGCUAUAAUAUUUACACGCCCAACCCAGAAACGCAAAAGAAAAAUGAAUCUCAGAUAAGAUAAUCAAAUUAAUAGAUAUUACAACAAUAAGAAAAUAGUGGAUAAAAUGGAAGCUAAUAUAGAUAUGAAACACCUAUAAGAAAUUAAACUCCGAUCUAAGAGUAGCUGAGGUUUUCACAGAAUAAAUAAGAUUCAAAUGAUCCAAACUUAGAAGAUUUGUAAGUAAGUAACAUCCCAGUAUCAUUACCUGUAAAGAUAUAGGGAAGUAUUAUCAAUCUUGAUUCCAAAAUUUCUUAAAGUAAUUUAAAUAAUAAAGAUAUGACUUUUUAAAUCAACAAUUCUAGCAGGAACUAUCAGCUACCUGAUAAUUAAAGAUAAAGUCACUCAUUUAAUACAAGCAAUUAUCCUCUUAUUAAUCCGACUGAAUCUCAAAGAGAAUAAUCAUCGGGAUAUUUUUAUAAGUAACAAAGCUAAUAAAAGCAAAUGAAUAAUCAACAAGCUUUCAAUCCAGAUGAAGAUGUCAAGCAAAAUUUAAAUUAGUAUGAUUUUGAUGAUGAUACAAAUAUGAACAAUUCUAACAAUCCAUUAAAUAAUAUAGUUCCUUAAACGAUUAAUUAUCAUCCAAGUAAAAUAAAAACUAAAUCAGGAAAUUUUAAUUACAAAAACUAGUAAAAACCAGAUGCAAGUUAUGAACAUAAAGAUGAAGCUAUACUAUGUUUAGAUGAAACUGAAUAACUUUAAGAUGAGAACAGCAAUAAUCUAAUAGUCUCAAGCUAUCAAAGAGAUAGUAAUAAAUGCAAACUAUAUAGCUAAUAUAAUGAUUUUAGUAAUAAUAAUUAGCAAAGGGAUGCUGAUUACUACAGAUCUGAUAAUGGAAGAAAAGAAUCACUAUUUAAAUAUGACCCAUCCAUGUUUUAAUCAAUUACAGGUUAUUUCUAUCCUUCUGUUGGAACAUAGUAAGCAAUAGCUGCCAGUUUUAAUAAAGAUGAAGCUUUACUAAGCUUGAACAAGUUUUACUAAAAUUAACCAUAAAAACUGUAAAUGUUUUAAUCAUUGAUUUAGAAAUAUUUGGUGGAAUAAGAAAGGGUUUUCAUUUAAAGGAUAAAUAGAGAGAUAUCUGGAUUAUAAAGUGCUGAAAACUUGGGUGAUUUUUUUAUCCAUAAAUAUAAAAACAAUUUACAAAAAAGGGUUGCGGGGUGCUCUCGUGCCUAAAUAUUUCCUGUUUAUAUUGGUGUCCGUGGAGAUGGAAAUUGUUUUUAUAGAGCACUUAUUGUAAAUUAUUUAGUCAUUCUAUUAAGCAAAUAUGAUACACUUGAUUAAUUUGAAUAGCUAAUAAUCGAUAUUUAUAACAAUAAGCAUCCAUUAAUUGAUUUAGAAUAUUAGGGUUAGACAAGAAGUGAUAGAGAUAACGUAAAAAUUAUUCUUAUGUAACAAUUUUUGCUUCUUCUGAUAGAACGUAUGUAGGCAACAACAAAGGAAGAAAUAUCUUUAUUUUUAAUGAAAAUGUUUGAUAGUAUAUCAAGUGACCAUGAUUUUGAUUACUCUCUUGUUGCACUUUGCCGCUCUAUGAUCUUAUAUGCCCUAGAAAAAUAUGGAACCCAUCAAGUUUAUCAAGAAUACUUAAUUUAAGAGGAUAUUGAAUAGACUCGUAUAAAAUUAUGUACUUAUAAAGAAGAUGCUGAAUACCAUGCAAUCAGUUUAAGUACUGAAAUAUUUAGACAUCCUAUAUAGAUAAUUUAGCUUUAGAAAGAUAAAUUUGGUAAUUUUGAAUUUAAUGAAAAAGUAAUCUAUCAGCCUAACGUGAACUAACCAGCUCAAGGUAAUAUAUACAUUUUACUGAAUGAUGGGCAUUAUGAUUUAGUUUUUGAUAGAGAAACAUGUCUUGACUAUUUUCCUUCUUUGAGCUUAUUCAACAACCAUUAGUAAUAUCAUGAUGAUUUAGAGCUUCUCAUUAAAUAACCAGGCAUUUAACAAAAUUUAAGAUAGUACUACAUAUAAUUGAUGGCAGAAUAUGAAAAAUUCCUAAAAGACUAAAGCAAUCAAGCAGUUAAAGUUAGAGAAUCAUAUAUUAAUUUACAAACUCUAUAUUAAACCAAAAUAGGUAGAAUUUCCUCAGUAUCAUCUAUUUUAAAUCACUAAGAAAAUUAAGAAAAUCUUGUUUCUAAAGUAAAUAAUAAUCAAUAACAAAAUCAUUUAGUCCUUUUUGAUUCUAUUAUUUCUCAAUCUCAAUCUCAACUUAAAGGAUAAAACACAAGCUAGCUUCUAUAAAGUGAUGGUAAAAAAAUUGAUAAUAUGGGGUCUUCAAAUGAAAAGCUUUUUUCUUAAAGAGAUGGAGAUACUUUUAAUUAGAAUUUAUUUGUAAAAAGAUAAACAUAAUAAAAUGAAACGUAACUCUAUUAAGAAGAUCACAAAGAGUUAAAAUUAAAAUCUAAUACUUAAGAUACAUAAACAGAUACUCCUAAUAUGUAAAGCUAAAUGCAUAUGAAAUCUACAGAUGAUUCUUCUAACUAUACAUUCCAAGGUGAGGGUAUAAAUUUUAAAAGUAACUUCUAUAAUUUACAUAGUGAUAAACUACAAAAGCAGUAAAAUUUUUCUUUGACACCUAAUCCCCCUUCAAUAAUCAGUGAUGGUUCGAAAAAGGAACCAAAAAUAUAGAAGUAAUAACAAAAUAAUGAUGUAUUUUUACCAUGUGAUCAUGCUGGGUAUAACGAUGUGGUUAUAAAAUCAAUAACAUGCUGUAAAGUUAAUUACGAAAUCUGUUAUCCUUGCUUUAAAACUAGAUAAAUUAUCAAAUGUUAAUUUUGCAACAAAGAACUACUAAGCAACAGUAGGAUAGCUUAGACAAGUAAGAAUAAACUUAUUUAUUGUAAGAAAUGUGAGUAGAAAACAGAUUUAGUAAUACUAUUUAAUAAAAUAUAUUGUAAAGCAUGUGUUAGCGAUUAAAAGUGA
Messenger RNA from Tetrahymena thermophila SB210, 3444 nucleotides. Its product is annotated as peptidase C65 otubain protein. NCBI's taxonomy places the organism in Eukaryota, Ciliophora, Oligohymenophorea, Hymenostomatida, Tetrahymenidae. The record is from RefSeq and is a predicted model, not a curated record. The transcript has 4 exons.